Fusarium fujikuroi IMI 58289 is the source of this 1320-nucleotide messenger RNA. Its product is annotated as related to permease of the major facilitator superfamily. Gene Ontology annotation, biological process: transmembrane transport. NCBI's taxonomy places the organism in Eukaryota, Fungi, Ascomycota, Sordariomycetes, Hypocreales, Nectriaceae. The record is from RefSeq and is a predicted model, not a curated record. The transcript is spliced from 4 exons. Gene Ontology annotation, cellular component: membrane. Gene Ontology annotation, molecular function: transmembrane transporter activity. The coding region runs from base 1 to 1320 and encodes 439 amino acids.
AUGGCAUCAACAUCUCAGAAUUCCGUGUUUGAAGCAGUUCCAGCUGCCCAGUCUACAGGUGACAUGGACAAGAAAAUUCCUGCCUCCCCAACAGUGUUUGCCCCUGACGGCUCGACCUCCUCUGUCAGACGCGGUAGUAUUGAACAACCCUAUAGAACAUACAAGAUCCGUUGGUACGGGCUAGUCGUGUUGACAUUGCUGAACGUCAUGGUGAGCUGGUCGUGGCUCACCUUUGCACCCGUCACUUCCUCCACCGCCGAGUUCUACGGGACAGACGAGACAAUGGUGAACUGGCUAAGCAGUAUCUUCGUCUUUGCAAACUUCGCCAUGACCCUUAUAACCAUCAAGCUUCUCGACUGGGGUCUUCGUCCAACUCUCAUCAGCGGCAGCGCACUUCUCCUAAUCGGCAACUGGGUUCGUUAUGCUGGAUCCUACUCCUCCGAUGGUAACAAAGUCUCCGUUGUCGCUGUCGCUCAAGCUCUGUUGGGCAUGUCGCAGUCUCUUGUGCUAAGUGCCCCGACGCGCUUCUCUGAAACUUGGUUUACCAGUCAAGGGCGUGUGACGGCGACGGCUGUUAUGAGUCUUGCGAAUCCAACUGGAGCAGCGAUUGGAUCCAUUGUCGUUCCCUUGUGGACGAAUGAACCUAGCGAUAUCUCUGCAGUUGUCUUAUACGUGGCCAUAAUUUCAUCUGCCGUGGCCAUUCCUGGCUUCUUCAUCCCUGGCACGCCGCCAACUCCUCCAUCCGCGAUCAAUCAUGCAGAACGGCCCAAGGUCCUGCCCUCACUACGCAUAUUAGGGUUCUCAGAUACCGAGGCCGGUAUUGGAGGCGGUCUACUUAUAGUUCUCGGCCUCAUAUUCUCCGCCAUCACAGCUCCCAUCAUCGACAGAACCAAGAAGUUCAUCCUCGUCAUCAAAUGCGGAGUAGUUGUCGGUGGACUGUGCUAUCUCGCCUUGGUAUGGGUUCCAAGUACAAAGAAGAUCGGUGCACUAUAUGCUGUUCUCUGCUGCAUCGGCAUCUCGUCGCUCGCUAUCGUCCCCGUUGUGCUGGAAAUUCUCACCGAGUUCUCGUAUCCCGCGGGCGCCGAGAUCACUAGCACUACUGCCUGGGCUGGCGGUCAGUUACUCGGUGGAUGCUUCAUCAUUCUCGGCAACGGUAUGAAAGCAGCUGAGAGUGCUGACCCUCCUCGCAACAUGAAGGACUUUACUGUCUUUCAAGCUGUACUUGCAAUGGCGAUGAUACCUUUGCCCCUGAUGCUGGGGAUGUUUGGACGCAGUGAUCAAGUAGCUUUGAAACGCACGAAUGUGCACCAGAAUAUGUAA